AUGCCUACACACACCCGUACUGUGUCUUAUACUAAAAGGUGGGCUAACAUUAGAUAUACUAGGAUAUUCUGAAAAACUAGCUGAACAAAACCAAAGUAUGGCGGUUUUGCUAUUUGCAAGCGUUAUAAAGUUGCGUUUAUGUCUCUGUUUAUGUGCAAACGAACACUUUUUCUUGAAACUAUUAAAACGAUCAUUUUUUAUAGCCUUUUCACCUUUAUAAACUCUAUCAAACUUCAAUGUUUGUCAGCUAUUUCGAAAUUCUGCUAAAACUUCAGAGAAAUGUCGGAACGCCGCAUCGACGUUAACCGCGCCAACUACUCGGUCAUCGACAACGAGUUCGGCAACAUGCGCGAUCGUUUCGAGCAGGAAAUGCGCCGUGUCGAGGAGGAGAUGAAGCGCCUUCGCAGCGAGUUCGAAGGUCAGCCAGCACAAGGAAAGUUUCGCAGUGUUCCAUUUUAUUGAGUCGUUAACCCAGAGACCUCGAACUAGUUCAACUGCUUUGUCAUUUCCUUCUUUCCUUCUUUUUCCUUCAUUUUUGGGCUAUCAGUAAAAACGUGACAUCACGUGAAACUUUGUGAGCAACUGUUCGAGAACAACAACAACAUUGCAAAGCGUUAUUGAUAGCAAUCGGAACCAAAAUGGAUUCCAAUAAACAAAAAUCCGACAACUAGGCGAACAUUCCCCCUAAAAAUUCCCAUAUAAAUGAAAGGCAAGCAAGCAGAAAAUGUGCGGGACGGACGUUUACUCUUUUCCUCGAAUGUCACACAAAGGAUUCUCUCACCAUCUUUGUGCUCAUUCUCAUUACAUCCUUUCUUCCUUCCGCGUCAACGCUCAUUCAUUUACAAGUCGAAUUCUCAUCUGAAAACUGAAAAAAAAGCUUCUCGAAGCGCCUAAGAUUCUACAGCUUUUUUUUCGGGAAAAAAAUUUGCGUAUCCGUCCCAUAAGACCCACUUACGAAAGUGAUGUUUUGAGAAAGAAGCAGCCAGAACACAAAAGAAAGAAAGUGGACAACGUCAUUUUGCGGACCCUCACUGACCAAAUUCUAUUUCGCGGCGCCUAAUGCGCUGGAACUGCGCCCAGCCAGUGCGCUCACAUUUUUUCUUUUGAGUUGUUCCCAAUGAUUUUGCGCGACGACACUUAGUUAAUCAUCUCGUCUCGAACGCACAAGGUCAUUUUCAAAGUGUAGUGGAGAAAGAAAUGAAAGGUUCAUUGGUUCAUGAUUGCAGGCUAUCGUCCAAACGGAGGCGCCCCGGCCGCCAUUUCGAACCAGCCCUACAACGCCUACUCGACGACUUCUUCUCACCACGAGUCGUCGAACCGUACCGGAGGAUUCGGAGCUGCUCCAAUUCCACCAUCGUCGUUUCACGGUAAGCAUAUUUUGCAGAGAAGACGAGAGAACGUGCCAAAAAGUGAGCAAUAGGGAAGGAAAUGAAGGAAUUCUCGUCAGUCCUUGCAUGUGUGCUUAGCGGGGGCACUUCUUCAUUCUCUCCUUCUUCCUUCCCCUUUUUUGUCGUCGUGUUCCAAAUAACUGGCCAUGCAAAACAUGUUUUCUCAGCCCUCUUCAAUGGCUUUUCUAACAAGAUUCUUGGGCGUUUCACAGAUUUUCUUAUAUUUUUCACAAUUUUUUCCGAAUUUUGACGACAGAAAAGGAGGAAAAGGCAGACGAAUCAUUGUCUGCGUCGUAUGUAUAAAAUUAUCUGACGUGCGCAUCAAUUCCGAAUUCCGAAUUUUGCACCAAUAUCGGGCCCGUUAGUGCCCUUUUCCAUCCUUCAAUUUCUCACCAUUAAACUCCCCUCAUCAAUCAGUGACAAACUCAAGUUAAAUGACCAUAAUAAUGGCCUCUAACCCUUCGCGUGCUUGAUUUUUGUUUCGUUUCCUUUCUUCCUUGAGAGGGCAACGUGAGGGCCGCUUCGGCGUCGUUAAAAUUCCCAACUGCACAAUUGAGAAACGCUCACUUUUUUGCGAAAGGAGGCUUUCAAAAACAAGUGACAGCAGCUGACCUAAAAUGGUGAACACAGCUUUUUUUGGUUUGCAAAACAAUUUUUGAGCUUUUAUAUUUUCCCAAGGUUGGUUCUAGGACCAAAAAGCAUCCUUCCCUAUCAAAUUUCAUCCCCAACUUUGUCGUGUUGUUUCGCUUCGUUUUUUGUUCUUGCAUUUUCGGCAUUGUUGUUGUUGCUCUCUGCUCUCUGCUCGUUCGCAGCACAGAACAAUUUGAAUUAUUACACAGUGGUUUUAUGCACCAGGGGCAUCCUGAGCCGAAUAGCCGCAUAGCAACAUUUCGGCACCAACAGCAACCUCCGCUCGCAUUCCUAUUGUGCUCGCCAUUUUCUAUUUUCCUUUUUCCUUUUCGCAACUAUUAUUUUUAUUUGCAGGACCAAGCGACCUGAUGGCUCAUCGCCCGACUUACGAUCCGUACUUGGACAACUUGAAGAGCCCGCUCAUCAAGGACGAGAGCGAUGGAAAGACUCUCCGUCUGAGGUGAGUGUUUGAAAAAGAGGAUGUUUGUGAAGUGAACACGAGGCUUUUCAGAUUCGAUGUGGCCAACUACAAGCCAGAGGAGGUCACCGUCAAGACCAUCGACAACCGUCUUUUGGUGCACGCCAAGCACGAGGAAAAGACUCCUCAGAGAACUGUCUUCAGAGAGUACAACCAGGUAAGAACCUAUAACCAGGUAGACACUAUUAAACUACCACAUACACUGCCCGAAUCAAAACUCUCAGAAAUGUUAAAGUUCUGACCGUGGCUGUUAGGCACUUCCGAGAGUUGGGAUUCGGGCCACCUACAUGACAAAUUAAGACGAAUCAGAAGGACACAUAAAUAAUCAUAUUUCAGGAGUUCCUGCUGCCAAGAGGAACUAACCCGGAGCAAAUCUCGUCGACUCUCUCCACCGAUGGCGUGCUCACCGUCGAGGCUCCGCUCCCGCAACUCGCUAUUCAGCAGUAA
Caenorhabditis sp. 36 PRJEB53466 is the source of this 2943-nucleotide messenger RNA. NCBI's taxonomy places the organism in Eukaryota, Metazoa, Nematoda, Chromadorea, Rhabditida, Rhabditidae. The record is from the annotation of a GenBank genome assembly.